AUACUCUGUUAGAGAAGAAGUGAGUGGUGGCGUGCGGGAGACGCAACCGCAGCCAUGUACCACAACAGCUCCCAGAAGAAAUAUUGGACUUUCAAUAAAGAGGCCAACUUGGAAAAUUUAAGACUUGAGGCGAAUCAGAAGUUUCGUGCAAAAGCCCGAAGUCUCCGAAAGCCUGGAAUAAGUGAGUCCAUGUUUCUUGAUCCCCGUGAAGAGAACGUGCUCUUUAGACACUAUGAGAAGAGACUGCUUGACUUCUGUGCAGUGUUCAAACCUGUGAUGCCCAAAUCUGUCGUGGGCACGGCUUGCAUGUAUUUCCGAAGGUUUUAUUUAAACAACUCUUUAAUGGAGUACCACCCAAGGAUAAUAAUGUUGACGUGUGUGUACCUGUCCUGUAAGGUGGAUGAGUUUAAUGUUUCCAGCACUCAGUUUGUGGGAAAUCUUCAGGAAAAUCCAGCAGCUCAGGAGAAAGCUCUGGAGCAGAUCCUGGAGUACGAGCUGCUCCUCAUUCAGCAGCUCAACUUCCACCUGGUGAUACACAACCCGUAUCGGCCACUCGAAGGCUUUCUCAUAGACCUGAAGACAAGGUAUCCGCUGUUGGAGAAUCCAGAGAUGUUGAGAAAAAGCGCAGACGACUUCCUGAACAGAGCAGCAAUGACAGACGCAGGUCUUUUGUUCUCUCCGUCCCAGAUCGCCCUCACCGCCGUCCUCAACAGUGCAGCACGAGCAGGUCUCAACAUAGAAACGUAUCUGACUGAAUGCAUGGGGCUAAAAGAUGACAAGGAGACACUUUCCAAGAUGUACGAUGCAAUGAGGCGAAUCACAACUCUCCUGAAGGAAUACGAGCUUCCCAAAUCCGAAGAAGUAAACGUUUGCAAACAGAAACUGGAAAGGAUUCAUGCAGAGUUCAGCAGCAACACAAGUUUGAAAAGGAAGCAUGGCUAUGAAGAUGACGACCACGUUGUGAAAAAGCCCCUGGUUACUGAAGAGGAGUGGACCGAUGAAGACCUGGAUGUUUUGUAGCAUGGCUAGUACAUACGGUUCAUUAAAUGUACAGAUUCACUUAGCGCCUUAGUCGAGGUGAGAAACAGAAGCCAGUGCUUUCUAUUUUUGUAAAUAACUAGGCAAUAAUUGUCUGCUUGAGUUGUACUGUCCAACAGGGACUGAAAAAUAAACUGCUGAAAAUUAAA
Molecule: messenger RNA, 1187 nt
Organism: Neoarius graeffei (lesser salmon catfish)
Lineage: Eukaryota; Metazoa; Chordata; Actinopteri; Siluriformes; Ariidae
Gene: ccnh
Product: cyclin H
Exons: 10
Coding region: 55-1020 (321 amino acids)
Biological process (GO): regulation of transcription by RNA polymerase II; regulation of cyclin-dependent protein serine/threonine kinase activity; DNA-templated transcription
Cellular component (GO): transcription factor TFIIK complex; nucleus
Molecular function (GO): cyclin-dependent protein serine/threonine kinase regulator activity
Source: RefSeq, a predicted model, not a curated record